UUUUUCAUCAGUUGACUUCGAUUCGCGAUUUCGUGAAGAACUCACAAAAAAUGAAAAUUAUUCACUUUUUUGCCGUUUUGUGCCUUGUUGGCUUGGCUGUAGCUGAAAAGGCUCGUUUUGACAAUUAUCAGGUUUGGUCAUUGGAAAUUUCGAACGAUGAGCAACUUAAAGUUUUGCAAGAAGUUGAAUUGAAACCUGAUGGGUAUCAAUUAUGGGGAUCUCCAACAAAUGUUGGAAAACACAUCGAAGUCGUUGUUCCUCCUCAUAAAAUUGGAGAUUUCACGGAUAUGGUCAAAGAUUAUUCUUUUAAGAACAAACUUGUGAACAAAAAUCUUCAAAGUUUAAUCGACAACGAACAACCCAAAGUAAAAUCUCCUCGUUUUGGAUGGACCGAGUAUCACACUUUGGAUGAAAUUUACGAAUAUUUGCGUGAAACUGUAAAAAAUCAUCCCGAUGUUGCUCGAGGAAUUUCUAUGGGAACUUCAUGGGAAGGGCGCCCAAUCGAGGGAAUUCACAUCAAUUACGGAAAAAAUAAGGCAAACACGACAAUUUUCAUCGAAUCGAACAUUCAUGCUCGAGAAUGGAUCACUUCAGCUACGACAACGCACUUUAUCGAGAGUCUUUUGCACUCGCAGAACGAACAGGUGAGAUUUGCAGCAGAAAAUUACGAAUGGUACAUCUUCCCCGUUGUCAAUCCCGAUGGUUAUGUGUACACGCACGAGACAAAUCGCAUGUGGCGUAAAACGAGAAGCAAGCGCCCGGGAUCGAGUUGUUACGGAACUGAUGGCAAUCGGAAUUUCAAGUAUUCGUGGAUGCAGGGAGGCGCAUCUCAAGAUCCAUGCAGUGAUACAUAUGCCGGUCCCGAACCCUUCUCAGAGCUCGAAACUACCGCAAUUUCCAACUUUUUCGAAACAAUCAAGCACAAAGUCGAGAUGUAUUUGAGUUUCCAUUCGUACAGUCAACUUUUGAUGUACCCAUUUGCCCAUAACCAAGACCCCAUCAACAACAAGGACGAUCAUAUCGCUUUGGCAAAUGUUGGAGCAGCUCAAAUUGCCUCGAUGUACGGCACAAAAUACACUGCUGGCAACGCUCAAACCGUUUUAUAUACAACUUCCGGCGGAUCACGUGAUUGGGCAAAAGGUCAUCACAACGUCCCGUUUUCGUUCACUUAUGAGAUGCGCGAUACCGGCUACUACGGAUUUUUGUUGCCUGCUGAUCAAAUUAUCAAAAAUGCGUUCGAAAUUGAACAUUCGGUCUUCGCGAUGAUGGAAGAGGGACGCAAACGUGGAUAUUUCCGCAUUGAAAAUUAAUUUUUUUUCUAAAUAUUUCAAGUUUUAUUAAAAUUUUCUAAUAAAAAAGUCGCCUAACU
Molecule: messenger RNA, 1369 nt
Organism: Culicoides brevitarsis
Lineage: Eukaryota; Metazoa; Arthropoda; Insecta; Diptera; Ceratopogonidae
Product: zinc carboxypeptidase-like
Exons: 5
Coding region: 51-1310 (419 amino acids)
Biological process (GO): proteolysis
Molecular function (GO): metallocarboxypeptidase activity; zinc ion binding
Source: RefSeq, a predicted model, not a curated record